CAAGAACUCAGGACAACGUGUUUCGACUCAAUUUCAUAUUAAUUCCAUACUUUCUCUUUUGUCAUUGUAAAUAUACAUCAUCAAAAUAAACUACAGUCACAUGGGCUUUUCUCUACGAGUCAAUCGUACUGCGCGUGCAGUGGGGCCAAAUCAAAUCACAUGUUAAACAUCUGCAGAUUCCACUCACAUCUGCACUGCAUGUCAGGAUUGCCCAUCCAACAUGGCACAGGGAACCACUGAUCUGCGGACACUACAGAUAAAGGUGUUAUAAAGGUGAUGAUGUUUUUAGGGCAGCACAGAGUCAAAUGUAUUGGCCUGGACAGAGCAGGUCCAUUUCACUGACCCCAUCAGUACACAUAUGCUCCAUGAUCUGUUUAAACGUGUAAACAGAGUAAUAUUUUAUCUGUUUUAUGAGUGACCCAUUUCUAUAUUUUCCUACUAGCAAACACAUCAAUCCCAAGGCGAGAUUAUUUCCAGGCUACUCUGUUUUGAGUUGUUGAUGUUUUGAUUAAAACCCAUUCUAUUCAAGGGACUGGUCAAACAGGCUAGUAACUACGGUACACACUCUUAAAAAUAACACAUCACAUGUUCUUUUUGGGGCGCAUGGUGGCUUAGUGGUUAGCACGUUCGCCUCACACCUCCAAGGUCGGGGGCUCGAUUCCCACCGGCUUUGUGUGUGCGGAGUUUGCAUGUUCUCCCCGUGCUGCGGGUACUCCGGGUACUCCGGUUUCCUCCCCCAGUCCAAAGACAUGCGUGGUAGGCUGAUUGGCAUGUCCAAAGUGUCUGUAGCGUAUGAAUGUGUGUGUGAGUGUGCCCUGUGAUGGAUUUGUACCCUGCCUUGUGCCCGAUUCAAACGUUGCUUCAAACAUUGUGCAAACUGAAGGCUGUGAAAAAAGGUAUUAAAUGUAUCUAUGUGGGCUAUGCUGUACUUCAAAGAACAAGUUAAAUCACUAUAUUAAAAAAGCAAAACAAAAGCACAAACUAAGUGUUAACUGAUAAGAAGGUUGAAUGUUCUGCAGUAACACACAUUCACUCAUCUGAACACAGUAACAUUACUUUAUUCUGUAAAUGUUUGACACUUCUUUACAUUUAUAUACGAUUACAUGUUCUAACCCCAUUACAGUUACUGCUCUCAUAAAAAAACACAAUUACUUUAGUUUCCAAAUAUCACUAAAUAUAGCAUCAAACAACAUUUUUGAUCAAAAUGAAUAUUUUAGUCAGUUAUUGCACUUCCUUUAUAUUGCGUGCUGUUUGAUUGAUGCGUGGACUUGCGCUAAUUCAGUGAAGUUUAAUGGAGACUCGCUCGCUGUCAGGACGAGUCUUUAUGUAAAAUGGAAAUACUGGCGUGAAUUUCUAACAUUUAGAAUACAUGUGUUGUAUUCAUGGAAAUGUGUGAAGUUAUUCACAAUGACAUCACAGACCCGACUAAUCCAUAAUGAAAUUCCUCGUCGGAUUAUUUCAGUGAUCGAUUAUUAUUGAUUUUAUCUAUUAAUUGUUGUAGCCCUAGUGGUUUAUAGUUUUCCCCCUACAAUUAUGCUAAAAUGCCAUUUGUUUGUAUGUUAAACUUCUACUAAAAUGGUCACAAAAUAAACAAACAGUUGCAUGAAAUUCAGGUGACUUUUUAUUAAAAUCAUUUAAACAUUUGACAGAUGUAAGAAUUGGAGUUGAUGCAUCUUCUUACAAAUCUCAUAUUUUCCAACUGGGAAGACAGGAGUCUCACUCCCUUUUUUUUGAAAAGCUGUAAAAGAGUGAAAAAAGAGCAAAAUUGUGUUACAGAAUCCCAAACUGUGUAAUUUUGGAAAUGUGACCUCAAUAAAAUGGUGCUGCAUACUCACCAGGAAAAUCUAGCUAACUUGCGAAUACUUAAUUUUCAGCCUUUAGCACCUAAUUACCUUCUGUAACCCCCAACCCCUAUUUUUGUCAUGUUAACCUUGUGAAGAUCUUUUGGACUCGAUUACUGAGCUAGCUAAGUUCUGAUAGCCACUGACCAUCUGCACCUGUUAACCAGCAUUAACAUUCACCGAAUACAUGCAGAAACACAGGUCUAACCCAUUCUCCUAAUGCUAAUUACUACAACUUGCCUUGUCCAAAACACUUGCUAAAUGUAAGUAACAUUAACCCACUGUCUGUAUUACAUCAUGGUGAAUAGCUGUAAUGCUGCGUUAUCAUUCACUUUCAAAAAGGUAAUGAGAAUGUCUAAUAUUACCACAAGCAGCAUGCUCAAGUUGAUAUCAACUCGAUUGAGCAUUUAGGUUAGUAUCACUCAUCACUAACUAACCAUAACUUGGAGCCUCAGAUAAGAUGUGGACACAGAGAGUUAUAGAAUAACCUCAGUCCAUAUUUCACAGCCAACAUAAAAACAUGACUCUAGUAGUGUAAUGCCAGCACUGAGGAAGCAGUACAUGAUAUUCUCUUUUGAAGCCGUUGCGAUACAUAAAUUUAAUUAUCACUCGCCGAGUUACUGUUUUCCAAUGAAUACAUUUUCGAGAGCUCCCUGCCCAAAUGUCAUAAACUCGGCCAGGCAUUUUCAGCAGCAUUAACGCUAAAUAGUGAUGAACGCUAAUUUACCGGUGGUCAUUUCGUUUUCUCGCCUCUGGAUUCGACUCCGCGGUCACAAUCAAAAGGUCAAGAGGCGAGUUUAGAGUUGGACGAUGACGUCAGCAGCCCAGUCCGCAACGUGAUUGGACAAUAAUUUAACACAUUGGUUGGUCACUUGUGUGACCCCCCCCCCCCCCUUUUUAACACAUUUCUUGGAUAAUUUAACACAACGUGUUGAAAUAGUAAGAGCACAAUAAGUGUGUAGGAUCUUAACAUGUCCUUUUUGAGAGUGCAGGGUGUCCCAGAAGUCUCCAUAUGUAGGGGACUAUGUUUGCCAGCACCACAUCAGUUGUGCCUCUGUCAGUGGCUGUUCUUGGACAUCCACGUCUCGGUUGGUCUGAAAAUGUUCCAGUCUUUUUGAAUUUGUUAAUACGUUUGGCAGCAGUGUUGUGUGUCAUGCGCUUGCCAUGUUUCCUGUUAAAGUUCAGAGUUCAUCGCAACCUUGCGGCAGCUUCCCGAUCCAGCCAUGAGAACGAUUUCAAUACGUUCUUCUUAUGUCAGAGGCAUUCUUAAAGGCUAUCUGAAAAAAUAUAUAUACAUAAACUAAGUAUGAAAAAUUUUGGAAGACAUUUUGCUAAAAAAAAAAAAAAAAAGAAGUGUUAAUUUCCUCUGUGUAUGGAGCCAUCUGGGACACCCUGUAUAAUAACCUUGAUAAUGAUGAGUUGUGAUUUCCACCAGCACUUAAGCACAACAAAAAUAGAAAACCACAGAAGUUUUAUUCUUUUUUACAGACUGUGCCUUGUUCAUUCAUUCACUUUGGAAGCACACGGUUCGUCUGCAAAGCCAGUAAAUGUGAUUACUUUUUGCAUCAGAGAGCUGAAGCAAACUGGCUUUCAUUAAUAACCACAGAAUUACCAAGCACACCUUUAUAGCAAAGCCAGAGACACCCGUCUGCAUGUGAUGAUAAAGGCUUCGGACCGUGCUUCAAUAUUUGAUGUGUUGGGCUUGAGAAUGGGAUUGGAUUUCCACCGCUCUAAAUAAAUAAAUAGAUAGAUAGAUAGAUAGAUAGAUAGAUAAAUACAUACAUACAUACAUACAUACAUACAUACAUACAUAAAUAAAUAAAUAGAUAAAUAAAUAAGAAAGAAAGAAAGAAAGAAAGAGACCCCCUGGCUAUGCUUCACUGACCCCAGGACUUCCCUGGACUCCACUUUGAGAACCCCUGGUACAGAUCAAAGAUUAUUGAACAGGUUGGAUGAAACAGAUGUGUCCAGGUUACUUGGUAACUUUUUUUUAAAUGCUAAAGAAUCCCAAUUUAAUCUGGAAGCAUUAACUUCGCAGUGAGGAUUGUGAUGUGCUUGCUUUCCUUACUCUGUGAUGAUUCAACACUGUAGAUAAGCAAGGAUGUGGAGGAGCUGAGCACUAUGCUGUUUAGUGUUUUUUUUUUUUUUAAACCUAUUACAUAAAAUUCAACUUUAUUCAAUUUAAUAAUGAAGGUGUUGUACUGUGUUUCUGCCUUCUUUAUAACAAACACCAUGUUUUGCUGAGAGAGCCUGAAAUAAAACCUGAUCAAUUUACUUUCUCCCUGUAACAUUGCACAUGAUUGAUCAGUAUUAAUUACCUAAAUGACAGCAUUCAGUUACUCCUGCCUGCCGUACAGAUCGUUUGACUUUAUGUUCAUGUUGGACUGGCCACUUUUCACUGUUUGGACAGUCAGACAUAAUAAUAACAACAACUGUUUUUACAUAAUUUCCUCCAUGUAAGGAAUGGCGGUGAAUGUAUACUCCACAUCUGUAACCAACGAGAACCUGAGUCGACAUGACAUGCUGGCAUGGGUGAAUGACUCUCUCCAGCUCAGCUACACCAAAAUAGAACAGCUAUGUUCAGGUGCAGCAUAUUGUCAGUUCAUGGACAUGUUAUUCCCAGGGUGUAUUUUUCUAAAGAAGGUGAAAUUCCAAGCCAAGCUGGAACACGAGUAUAUACACAAUUUCAAAGUUCUUCAGGCAGCUUUCAAGAGGAUGAGUGUGGACAAAAUAAUCCCAGUGGAAAAGCUUGUAAAGGGGAAGUUCCAAGACAACUUUGAAUUCGUCCAGUGGUUCAAGAAAUUCUUUGACGCCAACUACGACGGAAAAGAGUAUGAUCCUCUUCAAGCUAGACAGGGCCAAGACAUCGCUCCUCCCCCGAAUCCAGGUGAACCCUUUUUCUACAAACCCAAGAGAACUGGUCCAGGGCCACAGAGAACAUCGCCAACAGUACCCAAAAACAUGCCCACGCCACAGAGGGUGAUGAACAUGACUGUCAGGAAGAACCCCAAUCUUACUCGGAAUGGAGGUGGCGAUGCUGAGAUCAUGGAGCUUAAUCAACAGUUAAUGGAACUGAAGUUAACUGUAGACGGUCUGGAGAAAGAAAGAGAUUUCUACUUCAGCAAACUGCGAGACAUUGAGCUGAUCUGCCAGGAACACGAGAAUGAGAACAACCCCAUCCUCUCUAGGAUAAUUGACAUCCUUUAUGCCACAGAGGAAGGAUUUGCAGCACCAGAAGAUGAGGAAAUAGAUGAGCAGGCCCACUUGGACCAGGAUGAAUACUGAGUGCUCCCUUACCUUCCCAUCCCUUCCUCCCUCCGUUCCUCCCUUUCCAUGUCCCCAUUCUCUUGCCCCUCUACCCUCUCCUCUGCCUUCACUUUGGAAUUACUCCCCCACUGCACGCUGUUGAUAUCUCCUCCAUUACCUCUGUAUCUAUGGAUGCCCCGUAUGUACUAAGUAUCUGUUUGUCUACUCCUACUACAGUUCAUGCACUACACCUCAGAGGCCCAGUACUACCCACUUCACCCCCAGACAAUAGCAUCAGCAGUGAUAUAUCCUAGUCAUCUCAGCAUGUUUUUCAUUACUACACGGAGAAUGAACAGGAAAAAGGAAUCAGACGCUGAGGGUAGCACAAUGGACUUAACACAGUAAAUGUUAUGAUGAGAAAGUAUUUUUGAAGAAAAAGAAAAAAAAGAAAAAGGAUGCUGCCUGGAAUGCAGUUAUUUGCCUUAGAUCUCCUGCAUAUUUUGUCAUCGCUCUGUACUUGCUCUGUUCAUUAAGGUUAUUCUACAAAAUAUUAAUGUUACUGACAGGCUAGCACAAGAACAAUUAAAAAUACUGUGAAUUAAAUAAGUCUGCCACAUUUGGAUUUGCUAUUUUGGGUCUUUUUGGAUAAAGCAAUUACAAAGAUAUAAUAAAGGAAGUGUAGGAAGACAAAAGAAAAAAAAAAGAGAAGGACGUUUUAAAAAAAAUUAUAAAGAAACCAAACUCAAAGAAUGUAACACAUUGCCCUUCUACCAUCUAGUUAGUUACUGCAUAUCUAAUGGGAGCAUGUAAAUGUAAUACAUGUAUAGUGAAUGAGUGAUAUAUUUUUUUUAAAGGACCUUUGAUUCAGUUUGAUUGAUUCAAUACUGCUCAAACAGUUUCAAAUAAUAAAACUACUGUUGGAAUGCAAAGUGGUAUUUGGUACUAAUCAAUCAGAACAAGGACACUACUGAUCAACUGGCAUUUAAUUGAAGUUUUGCUGCUAAUUUUACUGCAUUUCUGUAUCUUAUUUUAUUAUUUAUUUUAUUCUGCUAUUGAAUAGCAUGAGCUGUGUUUUUGUGACUGUGUUUUAUGUUAGGAGUUAAGGCCCAGAUGUAAAGGAACUGAAUGCUGUUUGCUAGAAGCAUUGUGCUGGCUUUGCAGUCUGAAAGUCUGAAUCCUCACCCAUCUGCAUCACUCAUACUUGUUUUGUCUACAUUUUAAAAAAUGGACAUGAUAGUGUUUGCCUAAAUUGUUUUGCAUUUUAUUGAGUAAAUAAACAGUUGUAAAAAUGUA
Molecule: messenger RNA, 6380 nt
Organism: Ictalurus punctatus (channel catfish)
Lineage: Eukaryota; Metazoa; Chordata; Actinopteri; Siluriformes; Ictaluridae
Gene: mapre3a
Product: microtubule-associated protein, RP/EB family, member 3a
Exons: 6
Coding region: 4305-5126 (273 amino acids)
Biological process (GO): protein localization to microtubule plus-end; regulation of microtubule polymerization or depolymerization; spindle assembly
Cellular component (GO): cytoplasmic microtubule; microtubule organizing center; spindle midzone
Molecular function (GO): microtubule plus-end binding
Source: RefSeq, a predicted model, not a curated record